GGCACCCCGCGCCGCAGGUGAGUGACGCGGCGGCGGCGGCGGAGGGGUCCCAGCCCGGGAUCAGGUGGGCGGCGCGGGGCGGCCGCUCCGGAGUGCGCGGCGGAGCCUCCUCCGGGGCCUGCGGGAGGGGACCGCGCGUCCCGCGGCGCUGCCCGUUCCUCCCGGCCCGGCCGCGGAGCGGGCUCAGCCCUCAGCCCGCGCCGUGCGGAGCGGGCCCGCGGCUGUCACCCCGCGCCGCCUCCCCACCCCGGGCCGAGGCCUGCGGGGCGCCCGGGGCCCUGUGUGCGGGGGGCGGCGGGGAGGGCGCGUCCCGGCCGGGCCGGCUCCGGGGGGCGGGCGGCGGUCCCCGCUCCGCUCGGGCCGUGCCCGCCGCCGGGAGCCUGUUGCUGCGCGGAGCCGGGCGCCGGUGUGGGGACGGCGGGGCUCCUCCCGGGGGGGGAGGACGGCGGCUCUGUCCCGGCUCGGGGGCCCCGCCGCGGGCGCGGGGGCAGCGCGGUGCUCGGCGUGCCGCCCGCCGCAUCGCUCCUCCGCUCGCUGCUGCUCGGUGUGAUGGUGCGCAGCAGCACGUGAGGACAGGUCUCGGCGCUUCGGCGCCGUUUGGGUGGGUUCUGCCCCGGCGUCGUGCUUUACGGUGGUGGCUGUGGCUCGUGAUCCGAGCCCGAGCCUGUUGCUUCUGGUUGCGUUCCUUUCGGUCCUCCGAUUGGUUCUGGUGCACUUCUGAAAGUGAUUUGAGGUGGUAUGUAUUGACUUUGCCUUUCUUGCUAAGUUUCCACGGUUACAAUACGACGGCCCUCGAAGGGGAUCUCUAGGAGUAACCGUUGCGCUGUUGCCUUGGGAGAGUUGCGGCCUCUUUUGCCGUGUCUCCAUCAGUAAAAUGGGGAUAAUAAUACCUCCGAGAGUUGUUACAAGAAGUAGCUAAUGUUUGUAGAGGGCUUAAAAGACCUAAGUGUUGUUAAUUAAGCCCCAUGACACAUUAAGGUAAGAGUUAGUGAAUCAGGUUUACACAUGGAUGAACUGAGGCAGGAAGAGAUUAUGAUGUAGCUGGAGUAACGUAUUGGAUCUGUGACAAUAACAGAAAACAAGUCAUAACUGCUUCAUGCUGUAGGCACAAGCGAGCAGUUCCAUACGAGAGGUACUUCCAAAACCAUCUCCCCUCCCUCCGCCGCCCCCUGGCCGCCCCAAACCGAAGCUCUUCUGCCUUCCCUUUGCCUGUGGGACUUCCAGGUGAAUGGGUGGCUCCAAGGACACUUGUGGCUUGCCCGCUUAAAAGCGAUCCAACAGUUUUCAUAACAAGAUGUAUGUUCUAGGAUGCAAGCCAAAUCCAGACUUGAAUUCCAUAAAACAUUCUCCACUUUUCCCCUGAAAACAUUAUGUGGAACUUAGUUAAGACUUGAUCGUGUUCCAGUCAGCAGAGUAUGCACUGAAGCUGACAUUCCUGUUUCAUCUGAAAAGCUCCUUCGUUAAAGAAAAGCCCUGUUGCCAUUCUGUCCCCCAGAUUUCAUGUUAGUGAGAUCACUUUUUUUCUGAAGAUGCAGACAUCCUGCUUAUGUUGGAACUGUACGUGCGUUUUCAUAAUUGAAAGGUGAUUUUCCAACUUCAGACUUCCACUCCAAGCAUUGAUUCCCAGCACACCGACGUGGCGCUGCUGCAGGCUGAGCCGUGUUACGUGAUACAGAAUGUCCUGAACUCCAAAGGAGAGCUGCUCCAUCUUACCGAGCUUCUCUGGGAGAACAGUCGUCAGGACAGUCUGGUGUAGGAGAACGGUGAGCUGAUUGUCAGGAAGCCUGAAGUGUGUUUCCACCUCCAGCAGCACUGCAGGACGCAUGGCCAGCUUUACAUGUGGUACACAUGAAAAUGAGGCUGAGAACGCGGAAGGCUUCUCAGCAAUCAAAUCCCAUUCACGCGCAGCGUGCUCAGAGGGCAAAGAGGAAACACUCGGAGGUGGAGGAGAGCCUACCUGUCGGCGGGGGAAAGCCGCAGAAAAAUGAGACGGGCCUACUGUCUUCAAUCAAAAAGUUUAUUAAAGGCAGCACACCCAAGGAAGAAAGAGAAAAUCCUGCAAAAAGAAGUAGAAUUGAACGGGAUAUAGAUAACAACUUGAUCACAUCCACACCUCAAACAGGAGAAAAGCCUAAUAAACAGAUCUCUCGAGUAAGACGGAAAGGUCAAGUGAAUGGAGAAGCUGGAAGUUAUGAAAUGACAAACCAACACGUAAAGCAAAAUGGGAAAUUGGAAGAUAAUCCUGCCACAGGCAGUCCCCCGCGAACUACCUUACUGGGAACCAUAUUUUCUCCCGUCUUCAAUUUUUUUUCACCAGCAAAUAAAAAUGGAACAUCAGGAUCAGAUUCUCCAGGACAAGCUGUUGAGGCUGAAGAAAUAGUCAAACAGCUUGAUAUGGAGCAGGUAGAUGAGAUUACUACGAGUACUGCAACAUCAACCAAUGGAGCAGCUUACACUAGCCAAGCAGUGCAGGUCAGAUCUACUGUCAACAAUGGUUUAGAAGAAGUAGAAGAAACAAAUGAUCGUGACCUGCCACCACUUACAGCACCAGUAUCUCCAGACAGUGGCUACUCAUCAGCUCAUGCAGAAGCCACCUAUGAAGAAGACUGGGAAGUCUUCGAUCCAUACUAUUUCAUCAAACAUGUUCCACCACUAACAGAAGAACAACUUAACAGGAAGCCAGCUCUUCCACUGAAAACAAGAAGCACACCAGAAUUUUCAUUAGUUUUAGACUUGGAUGAAACAUUAGUGCACUGUAGUCUAAAUGAAUUAGAAGAUGCUGCACUCACUUUUCCAGUCCUUUUUCAAGAUGUCAUUUACCAGGUGUACGUCCGGUUAAGGCCGUUCUUCCGAGAAUUCCUGGAACGUAUGUCUCAGAUUUAUGAGAUCAUUCUUUUUACUGCUUCUAAGAAGGUGUAUGCAGACAAAUUACUGAAUAUCCUAGACCCCAAAAAGCAACUAGUCAGGCAUCGACUUUUCCGUGAGCAUUGUGUAUGUGUACAAGGAAAUUACAUAAAAGAUUUAAACAUUCUUGGUAGAGAUCUUUCAAAAACGAUCAUCAUUGACAAUUCACCGCAAGCCUUUGCCUAUCAGCUUUCAAAUGGAAUUCCUAUAGAAAGCUGGUUCAUGGAUAAAAAUGACAAUGAACUCCUAAAAUUGAUUCCAUUUCUGGAGAAACUUGUAGAGCUGAAUGAAGAUGUCCGACCUCACAUCAGAGACAGAUUUCGCUUGCAUGACUUGCUACCCCCAGAUUAAGCCUUCGGUCUGAUUACUGGAGGGGGAGAAAAUGCAGGACCCUUUUGGACUGAAACAAAACAUUGCCAUUACUGUUGAAAUUUUGCAUUUUUGUACCCCGUCUUGCUUUUCUUAUCUUUGGUGCCCAACAAUAAUCAAGGGUUACAGAAAGAGACUUUAUAUAUCUGAGAUUGAAUACAAACAGUACAAUACAGUACAACGCAGUAGGGAGGCUAGAACAGAAAAGUCUUUAGAACUAGUGCGACUCCGAUGGAAUUUUUUUAUGUACAGGACAUCUGCAGUUUAUAAAGAAUUCUGUUUCUGCCACCAGCAGUUUGACCUGUAGAAACACAGGAUUUUAUGAUAUAACAGAGAUUGAAAAAAGACUCUUCUUUUCUCUCUGUUCGGUGCUCUAAGUGGGUUUGUAGCCACUUUUCUGUUACUUUGGAGAUUCUCAUUUCAACAGGAAUGGCCAGUAAAAGUUGUUUUUAUUUUUCCUGUUAAGGUUUAUAACCUUUUUACACUUUUGACCUGUAUUAGAUUAGAAUUUCAUUAUGCAUUCCUUUUAGUUGAGGCGCUUCAUAGUUUUUCUGGGAAUAGCCAAAUUUUCUUAGUUUUUUAUUAUACAGUUGAAUGGCCGUUUUCCUGCUUCGUCUGCCUGCAUACUGUAUAUUUGUUUAAAAAUAUUCUCUAGUUUUAAUCCAUGUAAGUUUCAUUUAGAAAGAAAAACCCUGCAUUUAUAUUUUGUUUCUGUAAUAUUCUACUGUAGUUGAAAUCUUUUCAAAAAUCAAGAGACUGGCUAGAUAAGAAGAAUAUAAGAAUUACUAAUAUUCAGAAUAUUUUAAACCAUUGUGAUGGCAUGUACCCCGGACAGACAGACAGUAUCUUGCAGUGGCACAAACAGCCGAUGGACAAGGAAUACCUCAGACUAUGCUGUGCAUGCGAAUCCUUAAAGGAGAAUUAGUGUGGUCACCUGGUAGGUUUGAUGCAAUUCCAGUACUGCUGCCUUCAGGCUCCUCCGCGAGUGAAGUGUUCUGCACAGGGGCUCAGUGUUUAAGAUGUUUUGCAUGGGCUGGUGGUGCCUCUGCUACGCUGCUCUUCGUUACAAUCAGUUCUAAGCGGUGUAACAGCGAGGGUACCUGGCAGUAACUAUGCACAAUCCUGUGGUACAGCACGCUCCCAUGCCGCCAGCGCAGUCAGUCUGCUAUCAUAGUGGUUUUCUAUGCUAUAUGGAAAUAGUCUUUAAGCCUGGGUUCUCUAAUGCAGCUACUACAAGAGGUUGAUAUUUUUAUAAUGGUGUGUAAUCUCCUGUUCAGGAGGCUUUUUAUGGAAGGUAUAAUUUGUAAAAGUUAGGAUGCUUGCCUCUCGACUGCAUUAACAUGCCACAGGCUCAGACUGUUUUUGUGUAAAAGAUGUCACAGAACGGCACUUUUUCUAAAGAGAAGUUUGAUAUUUUGUAUGCUUGUUAAGAAAGUACAGUAUUGGAAAUUAAAGGUGGACAACUGAUAAUUGAGAAGUAUGUCAAUUAAUUUUUUAUGUAUAUUACCUGUUUACUUGUACAAUUUUAUUGUACAAAUUACAUGCAGCUUCAUUUUCAAAUGAGUCCUUAAAGUAAGGAAAAUCUUUUUAGGAAAACAUUUAAUUUUUGUAUUUUUGAUUUUAAAAGGCAUGAGUUAUGUCAACUUUUUCCAGUGUAUUAAUGAAGAUUUUAACUUUUCAUCAGGUUGAGUGUUUUCUUACUAUAUUACCUGUUGUGUAUGUAGCUAGCACAUUGUGUCACUGAACUGUUGAAAAAGAUUAGCAUGUAGAGCAAGCCUGUUUUGUGGAAAAUCCUUCUUCAUUAAAAAAAGCAUCAUGGCAGAUUUUCUGCAAAAAAGUGAAAACAUUUGCAAUUCAGAAUACUGAUUUUUUUUUUUUUUUUUUGUAUUUAAAGAAAGGUAUUUUGCUUGCAGGAAAGAAAUACUACAGAUUCAUUUUAAUGAGAAUCUUUUAAAUGUAUUUAUCUUUAGGGCAUCUGGGCAUCUUUACACUGUUUGUCUUAUGUCUUUAUUGAAAUAAAAUGUACAUAACAUGACCUUUA
Gallus gallus (chicken) is the source of this 5314-nucleotide messenger RNA. It is a transcript of the gene CTDSPL2, whose product is annotated as CTD small phosphatase like 2. The transcript has 14 exons. The record is from RefSeq and is a predicted model, not a curated record. NCBI's taxonomy places the organism in Eukaryota, Metazoa, Chordata, Aves, Galliformes, Phasianidae. The coding region runs from base 1849 to 3255 and encodes 468 amino acids. Gene Ontology annotation, molecular function: phosphoprotein phosphatase activity.